GGUGGCAAAGCAAUGUAGUUACCGAAAGGAAAGAAAUAAACCUCAUUCAGAAUCAUUGAUUAAACGCAUAUUACUUAUGAACUUUUCCUUCAUUGUUAUUGACUAUAAUCAGCCUUUGACUUGUAGUAACGCCUGCGCAUGCGUAGAAGCAAGCGUUUCCCGCUCAAUUCAUUGUCUUUCUCGCUGGCCAGCGAUUGAGCAUUUGUUUAAGCUGUCUCUCUCUACAUCCUUCCGACUUACACAAGACAGCUCGCUCACAACUACAGAACAACGUCUCAACAACUAUGCUCAUACACACAGAAGCUGUAACAACAACAGACAUAAAGAUUUGUAUGUUUACCACCUAAAUAAAGUGUUGUUUAAGUUGUUUAGUCUGGAGUUCAGGCGUUCCAACACUAUAAUUUUAUAGUAGAAAGUCAGGUAUACAAUCUAAAGAUGAAAUAACCCACUUUCGGACUAAAGACUUUUCGUCAGAGAUUGGACGUUGUUACUUACAAGUACUUUUGAUUUCAACCAUACCAAACAAAAGGUGACUCAUGUGUAAGUUGAAUUUAUCCGCGAAGAAAGACAUUUAAAUAUUUAUAUUAUUUCGAGGCUGAUUAUUCACUCCGUCGCUACAAAAAGGUAAAAUAACGUAACGUUUUGUACCAACCGGACAUUAAUUAAGGUAAUGUAAAAGUCUGUCACAGACACACUGAUAUUACUUUGUGAUUUUCUCAUUACAAAAAGUCUAAUUUGUGUUGAGACAGCUGUUGGACAUCAAAUUUGAUCACAAUAACGACAUUUGACAUGGAAUAUAUAACUCAGCGAUAUUCAUCAACCAACAAAGCUAAAGAAAGGUGUUAUGCAGAAUAGAUAAAACCCAGUUUAUAUAAAUCUAUGGCUGAAUUACUGUGAAAUAUCUCUUCUGAAAUGAGAUUGAAAGAAGCAUUUCUUUACUUUACUGUUUGUAAUAAACAGAAGAUAAUUUUGCAUUCUAAUUAAACCUGUACAUAUUUAUUAUGUAAAUAUAACUGAUUUCUUUGCAAGAAAUUUCAUGGGAGAUAUAUCUUGGAAAAUGAAUCUAUGUUGGUGUUAAUUUUCUUUUUGGUUUCCUGUUACAUGACAGGGUUCUGUUGUAAUAAUCUGAAUCAAUCAUCUCAAAAAUGCUUGCUUCCUAAUAAAUCAUCUUUUAUAAGACUGUUUGCAGAAGCUUCAGAUAUUGCCAAACAUCACAGUAGAUGGAAUUAUAGUUGGAGGAUAUUUGUGUGUAUAUAUAUCGUUUAAUGUCCGCCUUCCAUGCUAGCAUAGGUUGGACAUAUUUAUACACACUCACAAAACAAAUUUACAUAUUGUUGUGGAAGAAGAAAAAAAUAAUGAAAAUUGAAUAUUGUGAAAGUCUGAGUUAUUUAAGGAUUAAAAAAAGACUAAUUAUCUUGAUGAGAUGUUGAAACAGACUGGAAAAACAUCAUUCCACUGUAAUAUUUGUGAAAAAUCAUUCUCUCAAGAAAGAGAUUUAACUACCCAAAAAUGUAUUCAUAGAGGAAAAAGUCCAUAUUCCUGUGAUUUCUGUGGUAAAUCCUUCACUAGGACAAGUCACCUAAUUGCUCACAAACGUAUCCAUACUGGAGAGAAGCUAUAUCACUGUGAUAUCUGUGGUAAAUCAUUCUCUGAUAAAAGUACUUUAACUAAACACAAACACAUUCAUACAGGAGAGAAUCCAUAUCGCUGUACCAUUUGUGGUAAAUCAUUCUCUCAGACAAAUCACUUAACUAGACACAAAUAUAUUCAUAUUGGAAAGAAGCCAUAUGACUGUGAUAUCUGUGGUAAAUCAUUCACUACUAAAGAUACCUUAACUACUCACAAACAAAAUCAUGCAGGAAGGAAUCCAUAUCGCUGUGAUAUCUGUGGUAAAUCAUUCUCUCGAAAUUGUAACUUGACCACUCACAAAUGUAUUCAUACAGGAGAGAAACCAUAUCACUGUGACAUCUGUGGUAAAUCAUUCUCUUCAGCAGGUCCUUUAGCUGCUCAUAAACGUACUCAUACAGGUGAGAAGCCAUAUCACUGUGAUAUUUGUGGUAAAUCAUUUUCCAUAUCGGGUAAUUUAAAUAAACACAAACACAUUCAUACAGGAAAUAAACCAUAUAAUUGUGAUAUCUGCGGUAAAUCCUUCUCUGCUAUAAGUUCCGUAGCUACUCAUAAACGCAUUCAUUCAGGAGAGUUGCCAUAUAAUUGUCAUGUCUGUGGUAAAUCCUUCUCAAUAACAAGUAACUUAACUAAGCAUAAACGCAUUCAUACAGGAGAGAAACCAUAUCACUGUGAUAUCUGUGGUAAAUCAUUCUCUAGAAGUGAUGAUUUAAUUACUCAUAAACGUAUUCAUACAGGAGAGAAACCAUAUCAUUGUGAUAUCUGUGGUAAAUCUUUCUCUAUAGUAAGUAACUUGACUAAACACAAACGUAUUCAUACAGGAGAAAAGCCAUACCGCUGUGAUAUUUGUGGUAAAUCAUUCUCUGCAAUGUGUCGCUUAAAUAUUCACAAGCGUAUUCAUACUGGAGAGAAACCAUAUCACUGUGACAUCUGUGGGAGAUCAUUCUCUCAGAGUAGUGUGUUAACUAAUCACAGACGCAUUCAUACAGGUGAAAAGCCAUAUCAUUGUGAUAUCUGUGGUAAAUCAUUCUCUGCAAUGUGUAGCUUAAAUAUUCACAAGCGUAUUCAUACUGGAGAGAAACCAUAUCACUGUGACAUCUGUGGGAGAUCAUUCUCUCAGAGUAGUGUGUUAACUAAUCACAGACGCAUUCAUACAGGUGAAAAGCCAUAUCAUUGUGAUAUCUGUGGUAAAUCAUUCUCUCAAGCAAGUCACUUAAUUAGACACAAGCGUAUUCAUACAGGAGAUUAGCCAUAUCACUGUGAUAUCUGAGAGAUCAUUCUCUCGAAAUAGAGAUCUACCUACUCACAAAUGCAUCCUUAUAAGAGAGAAGCCAUAACAUUGUGAUAAUUUUCUCAUUCAGGAGAGAAGUCAUAUUAAUAUCAUUUUUAUAGUGGAUCAUUCUCUCAAUAUUCUCAUUCAGGAGAGAAUUCAUAUUAAUAUCAUUUUUACAGUGGAUCAUUCUCUCAAGUCAUUUUAACUUAAACAUAUUCAUACAUUAGAGUAAGCAUAUCACUCUUAUAUCUAAGUUCAUUGUAUAUUCAUGAAAGUAAAAUUAUUAUGAUUAAAUUACAUCAUAUUAUACAUUGCUUGUAAUUUUGUUGCCCAGAAAUUUCAUUGCAGCCAUUACAUCUUCAGAUAUAUUCAUCAUGGCAAAUACAUCAUUGCCAAACUUGUAAUGCUUUUUACCUAUGUUACAAAUACAUUGCUAAAUGGUAGAAGCAGCUGAGAAGAGUUCCACUUGGAUCUGGUGAAGUAGGAAUGUAGAUGAAUUACAGAAAGAGUAAUAUACCUUCUGGCUAAACUGGUUACAACAGACAAGGUACAUUGGUUCUGGGGCACCUUAAGUGUUCAGAGGAUGGCAUUACAGACAGUAACACAGAAUAUGGAAGCACCGUUAUUCAGGAGUUAUGACCUGGACACUGUCUAGCCUUCUUAGAGUGAAAUGAGGUAGAGGGUCUCUGAAAACUUUUUGCUGUUCAGCUCUCUGUAUUUAAGUUUUCAUUUGCCAAAUAAGUGUAUCAUAUUUCAAGAAAAGCGGUUCAAAGACAAAAAUUCCCUCCUAUAAUUUGAAAAGUUUUAGGAAUCUUGAAAAAGGAACUGAAGAAAUAAUUGUUGUUGGCACUCCAUCGCUUACGACGUCGAGGGUUCCAGUUGAUCUGAUGAACGGAAUAGCCUGCUCGUGAAAUUAACUUGCAAGUGGUUGAGCAUUCCACAGACAUGUGUACCCUUAACGUAGUUCUCAGGGAUAUUCAGCGUGACACAGAGUGUGACAAGGCUGACACUUUGAAUUACAGGCACAACAGAAACAGGAAGUAAGAGUGAGAGAAAGUUGUGGUGGAAGAGUACAGCAGGGUUCACCACCAUCCCCUGCCGGAGCCUCGUGGAGCUUUUUAGGUGUUUUCACUCAAUAAACACUUACAACGGUCUGGGAAUCGAAACCGCGAUCCUAUGACCGCGAGUCCGCUGCCCUAACCACUGGGCCAUUGCGCCUCCACAUUUCUUUAUAUAAUUCUCAUUAUAUAAAGAAAUAUAAAGAUAGUGCAACUAGAACUCCAAGCAUUGUCAAUGAAUCACAAUAUUGCAAGACACUAGAAUAUUUUAAAGACAUUGCUUGUAAUUUAUCUUUAUAGUUCAAUUUUAACUGUGUUCUUAUUUUCAUUCUUGGAUUCUAUUCUUAAAAGUAAAUCUAUUUUGUUUUAUAUAUACUUGAUAUUUUGUCAUUAAAUUUCUUGUUCAAUUUUAAAAUGUAUUGUAUUUAUGGUGCAAAUAAAAUUUUUAUACAAUGUCUAACAUUGUCUUUUAGUGUGCAGAUGGAAAAAGAAAAGUAACUUUUCUUCUUUACAUCACUUGUCUUUUUGUACAGGAGAUGAAGGUCAGCAUGAUCAACUUUGUAUUUAACAAGCCU
Octopus bimaculoides (California two-spot octopus) is the source of this 4532-nucleotide messenger RNA. RefSeq lists its product as uncharacterized. Lineage: Eukaryota; Metazoa; Mollusca; Cephalopoda; Octopoda; Octopodidae. The record is from RefSeq and is a predicted model, not a curated record. Gene Ontology annotation, molecular function: RNA polymerase II cis-regulatory region sequence-specific DNA binding; DNA-binding transcription factor activity. Gene Ontology annotation, biological process: regulation of transcription by RNA polymerase II.